UCAGUCAUUGAUAUCAAGAAAUGGGGGUGCUGUCAAGUAACUUUAAACAUAAUUUUUUGGGUUUAUUAAAGUUUUUAAACAGCAUGAAAUGGUUUAUUAUAUUCUUUAGUUUAAUCAAUCUCUCAGUUUGUAUAUAUGAAGACCAAAUCGGCAAAUUUGACUGGCGUCAGACAUACGUUGGUCGUAUAAAAUUUGCACAGUUUGAUACAGUUUCUACGGCAAAAAAAAUUAUAGUUGCUACCGAAGAAAAUGUACUAGCAGCUCUUCAUUUAAAGACUGGUGAAGUUGUCUGGCGGCAUGUAUUUGAAAAUGCUUCACCUGGUAAUAUACAUCUGCUGCAUGUGGGAGAGAAGAUCACCACAGUGACCGGAGAUAAUCCAUACUUAGUCAGAGGAUGGGACUCUGCUACAGGUGUACUGAUGUGGGAGUGGACUCUCAUGCUGCAAGAUGACAGUAGAGCCGAUUUCUCCGAGUGGUGGGUGCAAAACGGAAUGCUUGUGCACAUGCUGCCUGUCUUUAAUUCUCAUCUUGAAGUCACUAUGUACAAUGUGAUGUCGGGAAGCAACAGAGGUGCUACAUCUAAGUUACCAGCUAUCUGGAAUAAUGAAGGUUGUGUCCUCACUGCCCCCUAUUACACUUGUGUGUCGGGUGAAUUUGGAAGUCAAAUCUUGGUGUCAAUGGAUGUCACAGCAAAUGCCAUACAAAUGAUAAGCAAACCGCUAUCGAACAUCAUUGAAGGUGCUGUCGGUAACUUGCGUGCAUUAGACGGUAACAGUGUCAUCCCUGGCUUCAUAGUGGAUGACAAGAAGAUAGUGCUGAUUAAGGAAAAUGAUUUUAACGUUUUGAACGUCAAGGUUGAAGAUACCUUAGCGAGUGCAAGUAUCGCCGAUGGUGCUAGAGGUCCUCUCGUGCUGCAGAUAUGGACGAAUUAUGCUAAAGGCUACCAACUCAUAGCACACACACUGUCUGGUCAAUUAAUACCAGAAAUACACAGCCCUGAUUCAUUCCUCGAUAUACCCGAACCGGAGUUGUUAGCGGUGACAUGUGCCCGCGACCAGCUCGCCUGUCGCUUGCUCAUCAACGGUGCUGAUGAUGCUGUACAUUUGGUACAGCAAGGAGGUGUAACGUUAUGGUCUCGUGAGGAGUCCCUGGCUAAUAUAAAAAGCGUGGAGUUUGUGGACCUUCCAGUGUCAGAUGCUGACGCUGCUCUGGAAUCAGAGUUUGAUCAGAAAGAAGCCGCCAAGGUGUAUAGUUCCGUGUGGUGGUCGUUCGUCCGUCGCCUCCAGUCGCAGUACCAGCAGCUGUCGGCUGCGGUGGAGCGUCUGCGGAGCGGGGAGGUGCUGGACCGGGGCUCCGCCUCCCUCCACCGGGACUACUUCAACCUGCACAGGAUCAUGGUCCUUGUCACGGAAGCUGGGAAGAUCUUCGGUAUGGACAACCUGUCGGGGUCGCUGGUGUGGCGCCUGUACUUACCGACCCUCUCCGGCGCCCGGACCAUAUUGCUGAGGAGAGCGGCGCGGCACCCUCACACAGCCAUGAUCACCAUCGUCGGCACACACACGGACACAGGCAACGGUUACAUAGUGACCCUUGACCCCAUCACCGGGAGGAUGGUCCCCGAGCACACCGUCACGCUGGACGUGGGGAUAAUGCAAUGUAUGACGUUACAGGAGACGGGAGACGAUCAGCUGAGAGCUCUCAUUGUACUGGACGAGGACGAAGCCGUUCAGGUGUACCCGCCGUCCGCCGCGUCUCUCGUCCACAAUGUGCACAUGUAUGUAGCGGACCAGGACACGGGCAGGGUCAGGGGGUACGCCAUCAGAUAUAACGGAAGGGAGGCGGUGGCCGAGCGGACCUGGUCGAUGUCCCUGGGCGGGUCGGGUCCGGCUCGUAUCGUGGCCAUGUCGUCCCGGUCCCGCCUGGAGCGCGUGAGGUCCCCGGGGCGCGCGCUCGCCGACCGCAGCGUCCUCUACAAGUACUCCAACCCAAACAUGCUGCUGUUUGUUGUCGAGAAACCCGAUCCGACUCAUAAAGAGGUCGUGACGGCGGUGGUGGUGGACGCGGUGUCGGGCGCGGUGGUGGGCGCCUCCUCCCACCGCCGAGCGCGCGCUCUGCCGCUGGCGGUCCACGCCGACAACUGCUUCGCCUACCUCUACAGGAGCGACAAGCACCGGAGAGUCGAGAUAGCCACGAUGGAGCUGUACGAGGGUAAGGACCGCUGGUCUCCGGCCGGCGAGCCGUUCAGCUCGUCCGCCAGUUGGCGCACGCCGGUGGUGGAGCGUCAGGCGUACAUCCUGCCCGCACUGCCCUCCGCCGCCGCCUUCACCAUCACCGAGAGAUCGCUCACCGACAGACACGUGCUCUUGGGCCUGUCGUCGGGCGGCGUGGUGGAGGUGCCGUGGUCGUUGGUGGAGGCGCGGCGCGGCGCGGCGGGCGAGGAGUCCGUGCUGCCCUACCUGCCCGAGCUGCCCCUGACGGCGGACCGCGUGCUCUCCUACAACCUCACCCUGCACCGCCUGGCCGCGCUGCACACCGCGCCCGCGGGCCUCGAGUCUACCAGUCUGAUGCUGGCCACCGGACUGGAUCUGUUCUACACGCGAGUGGCGCCCUCUAGGACAUUCGACCUGCUGAAGGACGACUUCGACUACUACCUCAUAACGAUAGUGCUGGCGGCGCUCGUGCUGGCCACGUACGGCACCAAGUACCUCGCCUCCAGGAAGACGCUCAAGAUGGCGUGGAAGUGAUAGCGACACACGGAGCCGGCCGCGGGGAGGGGUUCCCGAGAUACGGAGGAGCGGCAGACAUACUAACAAUAAAUCGUAGCAUUAAUUUAUUUAAAAUCUAUCUUAACAAUUAAAUGGGAUUCCGUAGACUCGCGGCCUUACCUCGACUUAAUCGACUAUUAGUUAACUGGCCGGGUGUACUCCUGCCUUACGUUUUAUAUCUAGCGAUACUCGACGCACUGCCGUUAUAGAUCCAGUAGGUGGCAUGCUCCUGUGAUGUGUGACGAAACAUGGUGUCUUACUUGGAUUUUAUAAGAACUUUAAACGAUAUAGUCCUCGGUUACUGGAGACGCGAGGUUGAGGUCAACGCGCAAUUCGGCCGGACAGAUUUCGAUAAGGCUUUUUUGGAAUGUCAGCGGAACUCGAGGAAUGAGAACUUAAUAUUGAAAUAUUUAGAUUUGUGGACGUGAAUAGUGAGUUAUACAGAUAAGACAUUAAGGGACUAUACGAGAAAUAUUCCGACUUUUAUAAUAUGAAAGGUAUUAACGUUUUAAUAUGUAGCUAGGAUAGAGACGUGGAACGGCUGUAACCAAACGAAGGGCGUUUAUACAAACGUAACCCGUUAUAGAAAAUAAGGAGAGAGCCGGCGGGAAAAGCUUGUUUAGAUUUUUUUAAUGUGAAGAAAAUCAAAAAUUACCUCAGCGACACACGAGUCGGUCCGUAUGAAGUGAGUUAGUGCAAUUUAGUAUAAAUUAUAAUUAUAUAGGAUCGUAUGUAGAGCGAUGUAGAGCGCGGACAUACGUUGUAACGAUAAUCACGCAUCAUUCCACGGAACGAGAGCGACAGCUGCGGGCCUACCACGCGUUCACGACUAACUCAACACUCGCAGUUUGCUGUAUUUCAUUUAUGUGACUCCAUCGAUCCUAACGUUUGAGAAGACUCAUGAACGAAAAACUGUCUGUGUCGAGUUCGAUGUGAACCCGUGGCGAGCACACACGAAUCACUAGUUAAGGUGUAACAUAAUAUUAUCAGUAGAAUUUAUACAACACACAGAUGUUAUAAUUUACUAUUUUAAAGUAUUUUACGUGUAUUCAAAGCCAUGGCAGUUAAUUGAGGAGUUUCCGGGGAGGGAUGUGACGUCACAAGGAAAACUCGUCACCAACAGAAAUUUAUAUGCAUCGUAGCCAGCCUGCACAUGAAAUAAAGUUCACAUAUAAAAUAUAGAAUGAGAAAUCCACCAACAGGAGUCAGGGCAUGAUGGCCCAAAUGAUAAAGAACCUGGAACAGGACACUCCGGAGGUCGCGGGUUCGGAUCCCGGACGUGUCCGUGAUAUUUUCAUUCUAUUUUUUCUAUUUAAAUUUUAGUUUAUAAUUGUCUGUGUCAAUGUUAUUACGAACUCCCUCGCGAACUCCUUUUAAUCGCCAACACUAUAAUAUUAAUGUUUCCCUGGAGUUUCUCACCGUCUCAUCAUAUCAUUGCGUCAUCUACAAAGUUAUUAGAGAAUUUAUCGAUUCGUAUAAGAAUAUUUUUUAAUUGUUAAGCGCAUUUCUUUAAAGGUGUAUUAAAUUGUUUUUAUUUAAAACCUCAUUACAAUAAAAUAUAACCAGAGAUCUUUGUUACUUUGUUUUAAUUUCUUUAUUAUCUGUAACAUGUUUGUAAGACUUCACAGACGCACGUCCCGUCACUGUCAUUCGUUGGACUUUCAAAUCUUACAAUUAUAAAACGACAACACCAAGUAAGAAUAAGAUAAUGAAUUUUGUGGAUGUCAAAUGUCAUGUAAAUAAAUGAUAGUUUAAAAUUUUAACUGAAUUAAUAAUUAAUUUUAUUUAUAUUAUACCGCUCGUACUUUAUAAGGUGACAGUAUUACGGUCGUUGUUCUGUAAAUGUUUUUUUUUUUUACCAGCUACAAUGCGAGGUGUUGAUUUCUGUUUGUGAGUUACCGAAUAAUUGAGGUUAGGUUUCAUUACCUACCUGUAAUGUUCUGUUAGUACUGGAAUGUUACUUUAUUUAAAAUCCUUAUUUAGGUUGUGUUUAUUUUAUUAUCUGGACGUUAAUUUGGGGAGACUUUAAAUCGGUAUUAUUUUUUGUUCGACGACUUCGUUUCUAAAUAAAGCCAUGAUCUACUGCC
This is a messenger RNA of Danaus plexippus (monarch butterfly), 4852 nucleotides long. RefSeq names its product ER membrane protein complex subunit 1 (gene EMC1). Gene Ontology annotation, cellular component: EMC complex. Gene Ontology annotation, molecular function: protein binding. The record is from RefSeq and is a predicted model, not a curated record. Gene Ontology annotation, biological process: protein folding in endoplasmic reticulum. The coding region runs from base 21 to 2744 and encodes 907 amino acids. NCBI's taxonomy places the organism in Eukaryota, Metazoa, Arthropoda, Insecta, Lepidoptera, Nymphalidae. The transcript has 17 exons.